AUGGCAACUGUGGUAUUUGUUGACCAAGAAAAUGGAGACUUUCCUUCUACCACCCUGUUCAAGGGUCAACUUAAACAAGCUAACUCUGCAGAUCACCUUUUCAAAAGUCGUCCAGGAAAAGUGUUUGGCAGCUCUGGAACUGUGGUGAAGCCAAGAAAAGCUCUGGGAAAUGUCAACAAGCAAGUUGUCCAAACAGCUGCUCCAUUCCAGAAAAGUGCCCUUAAAGUGAACAAAUCUGCACCAGUUACCAAGCAGAUUACUAAGGUCUGCAUUAAGAAUAGCAAACAGAGCUAUCCUGAGAUUGAGAAGUGUCUCCCUUACAAUCCUGCAGAUUUUGAAGUCUUUGAAGUCCCAGAAGAGCACAAGCUGAGCCACCUUAACUUUUCUGGAAUCCCCCUUAUUGUGCAUGGACAUGAAGCUUCAACGUUUAAUGCUUUGUUGGCCCUUGAGCCAGCUCCAAUGGAUAUUCCAGUCUUUAGCUGGGAGUCAGACUUUUCAAGCGCACUUCCAUCUUUCCUGGCAACCCUCAAUGAUUUCACACUUGACCUGCCCCUGAUGAUUUCUGAAGUCUGCAUCAAGCCUAGCAAGCAAAUCUACCCUGAGAUUGAGAAGUGCCUUCCUUAUGAUCCAGCAGAUUUUGAAACUUUUGAUGUUCCAGAAGAGCACAAACUAAGUCAUCUCUACCUUGCUGGAGUUCAACUUAUAGUUCAUGAGAAGGAAGCUGCAAAGUUUGAUGCAUUGUUGACCCGGGAGCUAGCUCCAAUGAAUAUUCCAGUGUUUAGCUGGGGAUCAGAUCUGUCAAGUUCACUUCCAUCUUUUCUGACAACCUUUGAUGACAUCACACUUGACUUGCCCCAGAUGGGUGAACUGUUAGCAUAA
This is a messenger RNA of Nanorana parkeri, 879 nucleotides long. RefSeq names its product securin-like. The transcript is spliced from 8 exons. Lineage: Eukaryota; Metazoa; Chordata; Amphibia; Anura; Dicroglossidae. Gene Ontology annotation, biological process: chromosome organization. The record is from RefSeq and is a predicted model, not a curated record. Gene Ontology annotation, cellular component: cytoplasm; nucleus. Bases 1 to 879 code for a protein of 292 amino acids.